AUGAGGAGAAGCAUUAAUGAAAAAAGGGAUACUAUUAGCCUAAAUCGUAAAAUAGAUACAAAUAUUCAGAAAAGUAUAAGUAAAUAUUGCGUUACAUCAAAAAGAAAAUAUAAUUUUCAAAGAAUUAAAAAAUAUAAACAUAAAUUCAAAGAAAAUCUAGAAUAUACAAAAAUGAAAAACAAUUUGAAAAACAACAUUCAUACAAUAAACAGACAAAGAACAAAUUUAAAAAAAACUGUAUGUAAGGAUGAUAUAUUAAAUAAAAAUAAUAUAAAUAGUAAAUUUUCUAUUAACAAUAUAAAAAAAGAAGGAAACAGUGAAAAAGAAAAAGAAAACUACAAAAUGUGUAAAAAUGAUAAUGUAUUUGAUUAUAAAAAAUACUAUGAAAGAGUAGAUCAGUGGAAAAAAAAAAGGUGUAUCUACUUCAAUAAUGAAAACAAAAUAAAAAAAAAAGAAAUACAUUUAGAAAAUAAAAAAAGAAGUUUAAGGGAAAUAUUAAAUAUUACUGAACCAAAAAAGAACACAAAAAGAAACUGUAAUAAAUACGAAAGUUCCUUAAAUCAACAAAAAACCACAAAUAAAACGAUAAAUAAAUUAAAUGAAAUACAGCUUAAAAAAAAGAAUGUGAAAUCUUCAAAAAACGAGAUAAAUAUUAAUAAUUAUAUAAAUUAUAAUGAUAUUAAUGGAAAUAAUGAAAAUAACUACGAUAAAUAUAAGAAAAAUGUUGUCCCUAUAUAUGACAGUGGUAAUUAUCAAGGUUAUAAUAUUGAUAAUAAAACUGAUAAUAUUUCUAAUAACUAUAUAAAUUAUAGCAAUAAUAAUAAUAGACAUGAGAUCAUAUCUCAUAACAAUUCUCCUUCUUUCAAAUUGCCUAACAAUAAAAUCAGAAUUACAAAUAAAAAUAAAAGAAAUAUAUAUUGUAUAGGUAAAAUUAAAUCAAGUGAUACAAUGUUAGAAAAUGAAGAGAAAAAUAUAUAUUCAAAUAAAACAAUAACAGAUACUUUUGAUUAUAUAGAUUGUUUUAAUAAUUUUGCAACUAAUCCUACUUUCCUCAUAAAGUCUAAUGAAACAAUUUUCCAUGCACCUUUAAAAAGUAAUUUAAAUAAUGUUGAAAAUAAAUCAAAUUUUAAUUUGUUUGAUAAAACAAACAUAAAAAAAAGUUAUACUAACUAUAGUACUAAAGUAAGAACUAUUCCUAAUUUAAAUAUGGAACAACCUGCACAAAAUGAAAAAAUACGAAAAAAUAAGAAAGAGAACUCUUUUAAGGGUAUAUUAAAAAAUGAGUAUUUAGAUAAUGGUUGUAAAAUAAAAAUACUAAAAUAUACAAAUAAUAUGAAUAUAACAAAUAUGCAAAACAAAUUAGAAAAUGAAAUAAAAAAAAAUGAAAACAUGAAAAGUUGUAAAAAUUCUUAUAUUAAUUAUAAAGGGGAAUACUUAAUAAAUUUUCAUAAUGAGGAAGAAAUGAAAAAAAAAAAGAAGCAACUAUUAAAAAAUGUAAAAACUAGUAUAUAUAAUGAAAGGAAUAUUUUUACAAAUAAUCAUACAAGAUAUAAUAAUAAUGAUAAUUUUCUAAUUAAAAAUGAAUUAGUAAAUAAUAACAAAAAAGAUAUAUACAAGCCAUCAUAUACCUUAAAUAAUUGUAAUGUUUCAUCUAUUUUAAAUAUAAAAAAUCCUUUCACAUGUGUAUACAAAAAUGUGAAAUCAUUUAAAAAUUUUAUAGUUGAUAAGAAAGAGGUAAAUAAAGAAAAAGGUUAUUGCACAUCUAAUAACAUAACCUUAUGUGAUAAAAAAAAAUAUAUAUCUGAAAAUAUUAGAAAACAUUUAUCCUAUAUGAAUAUUAAUAAAAAGCAAGAAAAAAACAUUAAAAAUAGUAAGGUACUGGAAAUUGAAGGAGAUAAAAUUUACCCUAAUGAAAACCUUUUGUUUAAAAAUAAUAUUCAAAUAGAGCAAAAUACUUUUAAAAAUUUUAAUUUAGAUAUGGAAAGUUACGAUAUGAAACAUAGUAUAUUCGAAUGCAAAAAAAAUGCUGAAGAAAAUUUCAAAAAUAAAAAGUAUUUAAAAAAAUUAAACAAAUUUCACAAAAAAAAAAAAGAAAAGAAUUUAAUUAGUCUUGAAAAUUCUCAUAAAAUAGAAAAAGAAAAAUUAUGUUCUGAUAAUAAUUAUAGAUCUUUAGAUUUAAAUAAUGAAUUAUUAAAUGUUAAUAAACAUAAAAAACUAGUUCAUAUAGAAGAAAAAGACAUAAAGAGAAAUUUUGAUAUAUUUUUAUGUUUAUUCAUGAAAUACGAAAAAAACGAGUCUUUCCUUUUUUGCUUAAUAUCUGAUGAAGAAUUAACGAAAUAUUCCUUUUUUUAUCACAAUUAUAUAAAACCAUUUUUAGAUGACUAUAAAAAAUCUAAACUCGAAAAGUUAAAAAAGGAAGAAGGAAAUUCAGCAUUUAGAGAUUAUAAUUGUAUAAGUUUAAAUAAAAUAAUUUUAGAAAUUAUGAUCCCAUCAAUAAGGAAUAAUUACCUAAAAUAUUUAAAUGAGCUGUAUAAUAAAAAAGAAAAUAAUACUGAUAUCAGUUCUUCCGAUGAAUUACAAAAAGAAAUAAGAGAAAUCAAUAAAAAAAUAAAAAAUUUUGAAAUAAGGUCACUUGAUAAACAUAAAAAAGAAAUAUCUAUUAAAUCCAUUUGUAAUUAUGAAAAUAAAAUAAAAUUACUUGAAAAACCGAAAUGGAGCAAUAAAAGAAAUUUAAAAAAACUAUUAAGAAAACAACAAAAUUAUAAUCCCUUUACUAUUUUUGGUACAAGUAUAAAAGAAGUAAAUCUAGAAGAAAUAUUUACUUUAGAGGUUUAUAAUAAUUAUGUUACAAAUGAAGAUAGAUUUCAAAAUAAAAUAUUACAUGAAUUAUAUGUCGGAGAUUAUAUAAAAAAUUUGUAUAAAAAAAUAGACUGUAGCGAGUGGUUUUUUGUUUUAGAUUCUUUAAAAAAAAAUUGGAAAUAUUUUGCUAAUCUUGAAUGCAACAUGCUUCUAGAUCCACUAUUAUUAGAAGAAAUUUUAUGGUAUAUAGAUAAUAAUAAGAUGUACAAGGAUAAAAGCAAGGAAAUAUAUAUUUAUGAAACUUGCUUUUGCCCUACACCUGAUCCAGCUAAAGAAAUUAAUUUAAACGAUGCAAAACAUUUUUACAAAUCAAUGGCUAGUAAAUAUACUUCUCAUAAUGAAAUGAAACAUAAAAAAUUAUCAUUAAAUGAAGAAAAUUCUUAUUCCAGUAACUUAAUAUUUAAAUAUGAUGAUAUGAAUAGAGAACAUACAUCUUUAUAUAUGAAAAAAAAAAAAGAAAUACUAACAAAAGAAAAUUUAUUUUUUAAUAUCCCUCGGCCUUCUAGUGCAAUAUAUUAUAAUUCAGACUUUUUUCAGAACAAAGUAAAAAAACAUACUUGCGACAAAAAAAUAAAAACUAAUAAUCAAUUUAAUGUAGUGUCACCAAAAUGUGUAGAAGACGCAUAUUUUCCAAAGUUUAAAUCAAAGAAAUGGAUUUCACAAAAAUUUUUUGAUAAUUUUUUUUUAAAUUAUUAUCUAUAUAAUUUCAAUGGAAGUAACCGCAAAUAUAAUUCUGUUAUUUAA
This is a messenger RNA of Plasmodium gallinaceum, 3603 nucleotides long. RefSeq names its product conserved Plasmodium protein, unknown function. The record is from RefSeq and is a predicted model, not a curated record. The transcript has a single exon. Lineage: Eukaryota; Apicomplexa; Aconoidasida; Haemosporida; Plasmodiidae. The coding region runs from base 1 to 3603 and encodes 1200 amino acids.